Megachile rotundata (alfalfa leafcutting bee) is the source of this 3127-nucleotide messenger RNA. RefSeq names its product lysine ketoglutarate reductase/saccharopine dehydrogenase (gene LKRSDH). Lineage: Eukaryota; Metazoa; Arthropoda; Insecta; Hymenoptera; Megachilidae. Gene Ontology annotation, molecular function: saccharopine dehydrogenase activity. The record is from RefSeq and is a predicted model, not a curated record. Gene Ontology annotation, cellular component: cytoplasm.
ACUGUUUACGCUUACAAUAACAGAAAUCGCAUGACUAAAAGAAAAUUUUGAUAACGAUAUGGCGUUAAGUUUAUCAGUGAUGUAGUAACUUUUGCAUUGACCUCCCUGACCCAAUACUAACACAAUAAUACAGUAGUAUUACUUUAAAGCACAAAUGAACAUGUGGCAUUACGGUACAUGACAGUCUCGUGGAAGCAGGAAUUAAACUGGCAGACUGUAUGGAAAAAUUAUGAAGAUUUUAAAAUUAUACAACAAUCAAACGAGGAAAACCUGUGCUUUAUUAAAAACACAGACUUCUGUGUCUUCAGUUCGCUACAUCAAUACUCUGAAAGAUAAAGUAAUAGCAAUCAGAAGAGAAGAUCAAUCAGUAUGGGAAAGAAGAGCACCUUUAGCACCUGCAAAUGUUCGCAGAUUAAUAAGAGCAGGGGUAAAAGUAAUUGUGCAACCUAGUAACAGAAGAGCUUAUCCUGCACAAUCUUAUCAAGCUGCAGGAGCAUCAUUACAAGAAGACAUUAGUUCUGCUUCUGUUAUUUUUGGGGUGAAACAAGUACCUGUGGAUCAAUUAAUAUCUAACAAAACCUACUGUUUUUUCUCUCAUACCAUAAAGGCACAAGAAAGUAAUAUGCCAUUAUUGGAUGCUAUUCUUGAAAAAAAUAUACGUUUAUUAGAUUAUGAAAAGUUAACAGAUGAUAAAGGACAAAGAGUAGUUGCUUUUGGGAAGUAUGCUGGUGUAGCUGGCAUGGUGAAUAUAUUACAUGGACUUGGAUUAAGAUUACUUGCACUGGGACAUCAUACACCCUUUAUGCACAUUGGGCCAGCACAUAAUUACAGAGAUUCUGCCAUGGCCAGGCAAGCAAUAAGAGAUGCAGGAUAUGAAAUAGCAUUAGGUGCCAUGCCAAAAUCCAUUGGGCCAUUAACCUUUAUUUUUACUGGAAGUGGUAAUGUAAGUCAAGGUGGUCAGGAAGUGUUUCAAGAGCUUCCUCAUGAAUAUGUUCCACCUGAAAUGCUGAGGAAAGUUGCAGAACAUGGUGAUACAACAAAAAUAUAUGGGUGUGAGGUAAGAAGAAGACAUCACCUAGAAAGGAAAGAUGGAGGUGGCUUUGAUCCCAACGAAUACGACAAGCAUCCUGAGAGAUACAUUUCCACCUUUAGCAAAAAAAUUGCACCCUACGCUUCUGUGAUAAUUAACGGAAUAUACUGGGCCGUUGAUUCACCAAAAUUAUUGACUAUACCCGACGCUAAAUAUUUAUUGCGACCAGCUUAUACUCCUUGGCUACCGACCAGUGUCGGUGCCCCCGCUUUACCCCACCGAAUGUUAGGUAUUUGUGAUAUAUCUGCGGAUCCCGGCGGCAGUAUCGAGUUCAUGAACGAGUGCACAACCAUCGAUACGCCAUUUUGUUUAUACGAUGCCGAUCGCAACAAGGACACGAAAUCCUUUAAAGGACCUGGGGUUCUAGUUUGUUCGAUAGAUAAUAUGCCCACACAGCUUCCGAAAGAGGCGACAGACUUCUUUGGAAACCUGCUGUACCCUUAUGCACUUGAUAUUAUUAGAUCAGACGCAAGAGUGCCGCUGGAAGAACAUAAUUUCACUCCAGCAGUGCAUGGUGCAAUAAUCGCGUCUAAUGGACAAUUGACCCCCAAUUUCGAAUACAUUCAAGACUUGAGAUUGAUGAAUCAACGUAGUAAACACAAGGCAGAUAGCACGGAAACACAAAAUAAAAAGGUUCUAGUCCUGGGUGCAGGAUACGUCUCCUCUCCCCUGGUUGAGUACCUGCACAGAGACAGCAAAAUACACGUGGUGGUUGCAUCCCAGUUAAAAGAAGAAGCCGACGUGUUAGCAAAUAAGUAUCCCGGUGUUGAGUCAGUUUUGUUGAACGUGUUAGAACGACCCGAUACUUUGAAGGACAUCGUCGAGACCGCAGAUGUGGUGGUAUCCAUGUUACCCUAUUCUUUGCAUCAUGUUAUUGCAGAUGUAUGCAUAAGGGCCAAAACUCACUUGGUAACUGCUAGUUACAUGAAUGAAGAAGUUAAAGCCUUACAUGAACAGGCUGUAUCAGCAGAAGUAACCAUACUCAACGAGGUAGGAUUGGAUCCUGGCAUCGACCAUUUACUGGCAUUAGAAUGUUUUGACAAUGUGAGGCAGGCUGGUGGCAAAAUUGAGUCAUUCGUGUCCUGGUGUGGUGGUCUGCCAGCUCCAGAAUGCUCCAGCAAUCCUCUGCGAUAUAAGUUCAGCUGGUCACCUCGUGGGGUGCUACUAAACACUUUGGCACCGGCGAAAUUUUAUCGGGAGAAACAGGUUGUUGAAAUCGAGGCAGGAGGAGGUCUCAUGUCAGCUGUUCAGGAUUUGGACUUCCUGCCGGGCUUCGCGUUGGAAGGCUUUCCUAACAGAGACAGCACUAUUUAUAAGGACUUGUAUGGAAUCAGCACUGCUAGUACUAUGUUGAGGGGUACACUGAGAUUCAAAGGUUUUUGUGAUACCAUAAAGGCCUUGCAGUAUCUAGGACUCACUGAUCCUAAUCCACAUCCGUGUUUACAUCCGAAUGGUCCAGAUAUCACGUGGAGGGUACUCAUAUGCAACUUACUCGGCCUAGCGAACGACAACAUUUUUUAUGAAAAUCUGAAAAGGAAAUUGGCAGACAUGUUGAACUCGGAGGAACGAGUACAGGCUAUUGAGGAGUUGGGUCUCCUUCAGGAAGAUUUGGUGCUGAAGUUAAAUACACCCCUCGACACACUCACGCACUAUUUGUCGAAAAAAUUGUGCUACGAGCCCAAUGAACGUGAUAUCGUAAUUUUAAGGCAUGACAUUGGCAUACUGUGGCCGGACAGUAAAAGAGAAGUCAGAGGAAUCAAUUUGGUGGUGUAUGGAGAUGUGAAUGGGUAUUCCGCCAUGGCGCGAACAGUGGGAUACCCAACGGCUAUUGCAGUUAAAAUGAUUCUUGAUGGUGAGAUUCAACAGAGAGGUGUGAUUCUUCCAUUCACUCCAGACAUCUACCGACCUAUGCUUAACCGGCUGAAAGCUGAAGGAAUAGAAUUCUUUGAAACAUCUAAAUGGCUGUAAUCACUUUUAGCAAUUGGUUUAUAAUAUAUUGUACAUAAAAUAAAAUAAAAUACAUUCACUUUUUCAGUA